Molecule: messenger RNA, 1283 nt
Organism: Ananas comosus (pineapple)
Lineage: Eukaryota; Viridiplantae; Streptophyta; Magnoliopsida; Poales; Bromeliaceae
Product: eukaryotic translation initiation factor 6-2
Exons: 8
Coding region: 241-978 (245 amino acids)
Biological process (GO): maturation of LSU-rRNA; ribosomal subunit export from nucleus; assembly of large subunit precursor of preribosome
Cellular component (GO): cytosol; preribosome, large subunit precursor; nucleolus
Molecular function (GO): ribosomal large subunit binding
Source: RefSeq, a predicted model, not a curated record
UUAUUAAUUAUUAAAUAAAAAUAAAAGAGAAAAUAUAAUUAUUAAAUAAAUGAAAUAAUAAUAGAUUGAAUUAAAAGAAAAAAAGAAAAUCUAUCGUCGAAAGAAUUAGGAAACACUAACCCUAACCCUAUCCCCCGCGCCAUCUCUCUCUCUCUCCCUCUCUCUGUCUCCGAUCCUUAUCCACCGCUCCGUGUUUAGAGGUGUUGAAGAGCUUUUGUUUUUGGUCCGAGAAAUCCUGUAAUGGCUACUCGACUUCAGUUUGAGAAUUCUUGCGAAGUUGGGGUCUUCUCGAAGCUCACAAAUGCUUACUGCUUGGUCGCAAUUGGAGGAUCGGAAAGUUUUUAUAGCACCUUCGAGGCUGAGCUCGCUGAUGUUAUCCCUGUCGUUAAAACAUCGAUAGGCGGAACCAGAAUUAUCGGGAGACUCUGUGCUGGAAACAAGAAAGGGCUUCUUUUGCCGCAUACAACCACCGACCAAGAGCUUCACCAUCUGAGGAACUGUUUACCUGACGAAGUGGUCGUUCAACGAAUCGACGAGAAGCUAUCCGCUUUGGGCAACUGCAUAGCUUGUAACGACCAUGUUGCUCUCACACACCCUGAUUUGGACAGGGAAACUGAAGAGCUUAUCUCAGAUGUACUGGGAGUCGAAGUAUUCCGACAAACCAUUGCUGGGAACAUCCUUGUCGGCAGUUACUGUAUGAUUUCUAACCGAGGCGGCUUGGUCCAUCCACACACGUCCAUCGAGGAUCUCGACGAGCUCUCGACGCUCCUCCAAGUGCCCCUCGUUGCGGGGACUGUGAACAGGGGCAGCGAGGUCGUCGCCGCCGGCAUGGCCGUGAACGACUGGACGGCUUUCUGCGGGUCGGACACGACGGCUACCGAGCUCUCCGUCGUCGAGAGCGUCUUCAAGCUGCGAGAAGGGCAGCCGACCGCGAUAGUCGACGAGAUGCGCAAGUCUCUCAUCGACAGCUACGUCUAAAUGCGAUACUCUCGCGACUAUCCAGCGAUUUCUCUUUGUCAACCUUAUAAUAUCCGGCUAGCACUCGCCACCCGGCCUUACUCUGUUGAUAUCAGGUGAUAUCUAAAAAGCGCGGGAGCUUCGACUCGACGUGUCGUUAACUUGGCCGUGGUUAUUAUCUUCGGAAUAUAAUGCGUGCAGUUUUAUGUAUUUCCUGAGGUUCUGAUGAAUGGUAAUUUCUCGAAAUGAUGUUUGAAACUGGAGCUUUCUUUUUUUGCAUGCUUUUUGGGCCUUUUCCUUCUCAUAGUAAUGUUUGUUUAUUUACA